AAGUUGAAAAUAUUCAAUACUAUAUAUCGAUUAAAGUAAUAUCGAUAAAAUCAUUGCGACAACACAGUUCAAAUUAAUGAAACGCGCGAAGGCAAUUUUACGCAUCCCUUAUAACAUUUAUAAGAUUUCAUUUACUUUCGUAUACUAUUAUAUGUUCAAUUCGUUACAUUUUUCUUACAAUUUAUUAUGAUUCUAAUGAACAUGCUCAAAUGUCGUUGGUGCUUUUACAUACAAGCAAACCAAUGUACAAAAUAUCAAUUUGUCAAUUGUUUUUCUGUAACAAGUCAACAACGACAAGGAGUUAAACCAUUGCACCCACCGUGGGCAUAUAAAAUAACCGGUCGAUUUAAAUCAUUAUAUUUGUACAUCAAAUCGUCUUUUAAAGUAUUUUAAUUUUAAAAUAUCUUCAAAAAUGAAUUAUUGCUUAAAUAAUGAUUUUCUCUGACCCAUUUCGAUUGAUGUAAUCUAUAAAACACUACAGAUCAAUACGCGUCUUCGCGAGAAACGUCUAGCAAUCUUUCUGUCAAAUGUAGACUGAUGUGGACUUAUGUAUUUAGAACAGUACAAGUUUGAUCUAACUUUAGAAAUUGAUUUUGUACCGAAAUUAUAUUUUCACAAAUCAAGUAAUUGUCAUUUAACAAAAGAUAACAAUUUAUGUAUCAAAUCAUUUAAGGCAAAGAAUUAUGCAUACAGUAAAGUUACUGUCAGGAUAUGAUAUGCCAACUGUUGGUUUAGGUACAUGGCAGGCUAAACCAGAAGAAAUUGAAAGUGCUGUGUCAACCGCUUUAAACGUUGGUUACAGACACAUCGACACUGCAUUCAAUUAUAACAAUGAAGAGGCAAUUGGAACUGUAUUAAAAAAAUGGUUUGCAGAAGGUGGAAAGCGCGAAGAUCUGUUUGUAACUUCAAAGUUACCGAAUUAUGGUAAUCGACCAUCAGACGUAGAAAAAUUUAUUACUUUAUCGCUGAAGAAACUUGGUUUGGAUUAUUUGGAUAUGUACUUAAUUCACAUGCCUUUUGCUUUUAAAUUAAAUGAAAGUACUUGUACUCCAGCGACUAAUGAAGAUGGAAGUUACAUUCUAGACUUUGACACGGAUCCUGUUUCAGUCUGGAAGGAAAUGGAAGAACAAGUAAGAAAAGGUAGAGCAAGAUCCAUAGGUCUAAGUAAUUUUAAUGAAAAACAAAUUUUAAACGUAUGGGAGAAUGCACAAAUUAAACCAAGUAACUUACAAGUAGAAUUACAUGCUUACCUACAACAAAAUUCACUCAGAAAGUUGUGCCAAAUGCACAAUAUUAUUGUAACUGCGUACAGUCCCUUGGCAUCACCAGGAGCAAAAAAACAUUUUAAAACAAAAUACAAUCAUAACGUUGAAGAUUUUCCAGAUCUUUUGGGACAUCCAAUAGUACAAAAAAUAAGUACAGAACACAAACGUUCACCGGCACAAAUUUUACUGCGUUUUCUAUUACAAUUAGGUGUUGUUGUAAUUCCAAAAAGUUCAUCUCCAGAAAGAAUUAAAGCGAAUAUUGAUUUGUUUGAUUUUACAUUAAACAAAGAAGAAAUGGAACUCCUAAAAACCUUAGAUAAGGAUCAUUAUGGAAGAAUUUUUAAUUUUCUAUUUUUCAAAGGCGUUGAAAAGCAUCCGCAUUAUCCAUUCAAAGACGAAUUACAAUCCUAAUUAGAACGUUAUUAAUAUGUAGUUUGAGUAAGCGUAUAUUUAUAUAUUGCGAAUUAAGAAAUGAAGUACAAAAUGAAAAAUACAUGAAUAAAUGCACAACAUAAAAUGGAAA
This is a messenger RNA of Megachile rotundata (alfalfa leafcutting bee), 1788 nucleotides long. Its product is annotated as aldo-keto reductase family 1 member A1. Lineage: Eukaryota; Metazoa; Arthropoda; Insecta; Hymenoptera; Megachilidae. The record is from RefSeq and is a predicted model, not a curated record. Gene Ontology annotation, molecular function: oxidoreductase activity.